GUUCAAAGUGAAACAUGAAAAGGAAAAUUCUGGAAAUAAGGUGCAACUGUAAAUUUUAAGUUCUACUGAAUGAUGACAAAUUCAGACUUUUGAUUUCAAAAUGAAGAAGCUCUUUGAAAAAGCCAAACUAGAGUAUAAGUUCAAGAAGGCUGGCGAGGGCCACACCUUGGAAGGUGAUAGCAGGCCUUCUUCAAGACAGCAAGCCUCAACUUCACAGAUGCCAACUGCUAGAACAGCACCAAGCUCAGAUGCACAAAGAGCAGGGCUGGCUGCUUUGGAAAGGAUGUCUGUUCAUGAAAAAAAUGCUGUGAAGAAACCAAAGUCUGCUACAGCCACCUGGAAACAUAGUGGACCAACGUCAUCAACUUCUCAAAGUGCAAGCACAGAAAAUGCUCUUAAUCUGAAUCAGCUCAAGAGAGAAGUGAGACAGGAGAUGGCAUACCAAGGGGCUAGCCAGGCCAGAGAACUUCAAAAGAGCCUUCAGUCUACUGCUGAGCCAACUGAAGUAGAUUGCUCAACUGUGCUUGCCCAUGAAGGAGUAUACUUCAGCUGUCCUCUGUGCCCAGUCACAGCUUUACAAAGUGAAAUAGAUGCACACCUUUCUGAUUGUCUUCAUAAGCAUUAUCAUGAAGAAUCCUUGACUUCCUCUUGCUCAAUGAUAUACUCUCUUAACAAAGAUAAGGAAAAGGUGAAGGCGUGUGUUGACUUACUCUGUAGAUACCUUGACAACGUUUGUAAGAACCCUGAAGAGGAAAAGUAUCAAAAAAUAAAACAAAGCAACAAAAUAUUUCAGGAGCGCGUGGUGCCCAUCAGAGGGGCUGCUGAAUUCCUUCUCGCCUGCGGUUUUGAAGAUAAAGUUCUUUCAGUAGAAGAUUCCGAAGAGAAGUUUUUUGUUUUGCCAAAGGAGGCGUGUGCUGACUGCGAACGACUGAAGGUAUUCAAAGAAGUCUUGGUCAGCAGUGAAGCUUUGAAGCCAAAACUCGAUCGAUGCUUAAAGGUCUACAAGCCAAGCAGUCAAGCUAGCCAUUUUGAAGUCCCCAGUGAUUUCUUUACCAAGAGUGCUGAUGAAGUCAAAAGGGAACAAAUAGCAAGAACCGAGGAAGUUGAACGCAAUUCUCAGCUCAGAACUCGCGCUAUGCGUGAAGCAGAGAAGCGUCCAUCCAAGAUCUACCGUUUCACUUUGUUGCGGGUUCGAUUUCCUGACGGCAUCAUCCUACAAGGAACAUUUUAUUCCCGAGAAAAACUUCGGGAUGUGUUCGAGUUUGUUCGGCAGUCACUCGUGUCCGACUGGCAGCCAUUUGUCUUGUCCGAGGCGACAAGACAAUUAACAGAUGACAACGCUUCUCUGAUCGACUUAGGUUUGGUCCCUGCUGCUGUGGUGACUUUCAAGUGGGACCCGAAUGUUCUGAAGGAUAUUUUAGCUGCUCAAGGAGAAGUGGACGAGAAUGUGUUCCUGAAACCUGAGCUUCUACAAAGAGUACAAGAACUAAGCUAGAAUACAAUAAUUGAGGAUUUAAAGAGGAUUAUUAUUGUUGAUAUUUAAACUGAAAGUAUAGCGAAAUCUUUUGUCAAAUUCACAGACAUAUAUGGUCGAAUCCUUCUCCACAUCAGCAAAAUAUGGCACAGAAUAAAGUGGCCGUUGUAGAGAGGUGGCAGUAAUUAGGAUUAUUAGUUUAGAUUGGACUACGAGUACGAAUUUGAAUACGAGAACGAUUCUCGCUCUUGGUGUUGGUUUAAGUAGAGAGGGUAGCUUAUGGGAUGAGAUGGGUAUGUGAUGUGAUAAUGUGAAGCCUAUAGACUAGAAUUGAAAAGUCACUCAAAUCUCAAGUCCCCUAAUGAAGGACAAAUUUAAGUUCAUGCGAGUUUGAGGCGGCGAAAUUUGAGUUUGACAGGGUGCGAAAUUAAUUUAACGUACAUUGUAGGUUUCGCUGUUCCACGAAGUUUAACUCAAGACAGCGAAAACGUGGCGACAUUAAAUGCUAGGUUGGAAUAUUUAAAAUAUUCGGAAUAUUUCUUUAAAUAAGAGGAAACCAAGGGACAACUUUCCCACACGAAUACAAGCAUUUUUCUUUAGUCUUGGAAAGCCAAAAUCAUACGCUCAAAUAUGUCGUCUUCGGGGAGCCAAACGUGAGGACAAGUUUUGUCUUUUACUCGGACAAAUGUUAAACGUUUUGAAGAGAAAGGAAAUAUUUCGUUUAUCAUGCAUUGAUUUGUUUUCAGUUUCUUCUAAAUGUAAAGACCAUAAGAUGUAGCUUAUGUAGGGCGAAUAGCAGUCUUCCGGUAAAAACGAAGCAUUCCAUGUAAAGAGUAAUAGAGUGUCCAAGAUA
This is a messenger RNA of Orbicella faveolata, 2327 nucleotides long. RefSeq names its product UBX domain-containing protein 6-like. Gene Ontology annotation, cellular component: cytoplasm. The record is from RefSeq and is a predicted model, not a curated record. Gene Ontology annotation, molecular function: protein binding. NCBI's taxonomy places the organism in Eukaryota, Metazoa, Cnidaria, Anthozoa, Scleractinia, Merulinidae.